This is a messenger RNA of Odontomachus brunneus, 2682 nucleotides long. RefSeq lists its product as uncharacterized. Gene Ontology annotation, molecular function: catalytic activity; nucleic acid binding; zinc ion binding. The transcript is spliced from 6 exons. The record is from RefSeq and is a predicted model, not a curated record. Bases 1 to 2682 code for a protein of 893 amino acids. Lineage: Eukaryota; Metazoa; Arthropoda; Insecta; Hymenoptera; Formicidae.
AUGGAAGAGAAUACAGAGAAGGAUGGCGCUGAGAAUAGUAGCAGCAUACAGGACAGUCUCACACCCGGCAUCAGCAAUGCUGGCAAGAAUACCACCAAUCGACCUCCUGGCAACGCUGAGAGCAUAAGUCUUUUUAGAGAAGAAAGCGAGCCCGCCCUGUACGCCUUCGGGUCACAAGGGGUAGGCAACACAAGAAUGAUGUCUCUUAAAACAAAACAAACACAAGACGCGGUGGAGGGUGAGGGUGAAGUGGAGGUGGAGGCGUACGCCUCCCCUGAGGCCUUGAAGAAGAGCCAGGAGGCCAUUAACGGCCUACCUAGGGAGGAGGAUCCUGGGGCGACCUACGGCCCUGAGUUCAUCGGGACUUCGACUGGGUCAUCACCAACCCAGUUAGGGCCCCUGGGAGUUUUAGUACUCUCCCGUCAAACCUCUCCUUUGAGGAUACGUGGGGGGGCGGCGUCCGGGCACUCGGACUCGGAACACGAGGGGAGGGAGGAGGAACCCUCAACCUCCACAGGGACGGUGAAGGCAAGCCGCCCUGGCCCGGCAAGUAGCAAGGCUGCGCAACUGGCAAAAAACAAGGCUGCGCAACUGCCGAAGGGCAAGAAGAGGAGGCUUGAUCCCUCCGCCUCGUCUUCUGACCACGAGGUGGAGGUCGUUGACGAGUCCUCGGACUCGGCCUCCUCCCCGGAGGAUGAGGGGUGGGAGUCGGCAUUCAGGAGGAAGAAGAAGGAUGGGAGGGGACGCCCUCCGAAGGACCCUUCGCAUGAAGGGUGCUUCACGGCGGAGGCACUGAAGGCCAAGAAGGUCUUCGCCAAAAGGUUGAAGCAGGGCCGGGACGAGGAGCGUGCCCUGGACCCCUCGGCGGUCCUGAAAUACACCAAGAAGGUGGUGGACAUCCGUCACAAAGAGGCGGACCUCAUACAGGAAUACAGAGACAUCUCUUCGGCCGGCUUAGGAGCAGUGGUGACGGAGCGCGUGGCCAUGCUGCAGAAGAUGGCCCAGGGCUGCUCCAAUCUAAAAGGUACCACGGUUCAAGCGCUGUGGAACACUUCGGCCCACAUUUCGGCAGCCGCCGCGGUUUUGAACCAGAGAGCGCAGCAACCUGGUCAUGCGGUGGCGGAGGCCGAAUGGGAGGACAUCAGGAAGGAGGUCCGCCAGCUAAAGGGGGACCUGACGCACCUCAGGGCCGAAAAUGAGAGCUUCAGGUCCGAGAACGAGAACAUGAAGGCCAAAAUUAAGAAAUUGGAGGAGAAGCGAUCCAGAGUGGCUGCGAGGGCUCCUAGCCCUCAACCCACUCCGAGGUUGAGGAGGACGGCGACGCGGCCGGCGAUCGUCGAGUCGGAAUCGGAGGGGGAGAAUCCAUCUGGGGUAAUGGGAGGAAAGGGUGGGAAGGGUGUUCCGCGCCUAAAGGCGCCAACGUCCGCGGCGGUGUGCAUCACCUGUCCAGCUGGCAAGUACAGCGAGGUGAUGCGCAUCGCCAGGAGCAAGGUCCCCCUCUCUGAGCUGGGGAUAAAGAACCUCAGGUGCAAGAGGGCCAUCACCGGGGCCCUCCUGCUUGAGGUCCCUGGCCCGGAGGGGGACAAAUUAGCCGACACCCUGGCCAUCAAACUCAGGGUAGCGCUGGCGGGAGAGGAGGGGGUCAGGGUGGACCGCCCUUCAAAAAAGGCGGAGGUCCGCCUCCACAAUUUGGAGGACUGUCACGGUCGCGGACAUAGCGGCGGCCGUGGCAGAUGCCUCGGGAAGGGAUCCCUCCGACAUCAGGGUGGGGGGAAUAAAGAGAGCCCCGAACGAAAGGUCGCGGAGGCAGGCCGCAUCCUGGUCGGUUGGGGGAUGGCCCGGGUAGAGGUGUUGGCGGCGAGGCCCCUGCAGUGCUUCCGCUGCUUGGAAGAGGGGCAUGUCCGCCAGCACUGCCGCAGCGACGUCGAUAGGUCCGGCGUCUGUUACCGCUGCGGCGGCCCGGGUCAUCGGGCCGCCGAGUGCACCGGGCGUGUUGUGUGUCCGGUGUGCUCCACGGCCGGCAGAGAGGCGACCCAUCGUUUGGGUGGGGAGGCGUGUAUCGCCUCCCAAAAGAAGAAGGGGAAGGGGAAGAAAGGAGCGGGGAAAGCCCGAACCUCGCCUCCCUCCCACUCCCCACAGGAAGGCGGCCAGCAGCAACCGGCAUUCCAGGAGCCGGUUGCGGGGCCCUCUGGGUUGGGCCAAGUAGUCCCUCCCCCUAAGGAGAGGAGGGACAAUAGGAGAUCCAGGAGAGAGGAGGCUGGCCCAUCUGCACCUGAGGACCCAAUGGUCCUCACCGAGGUGCAGAUGGAGGAGACUCGCCCGCCGACGACGGUGUGCCCCCACCCUGUGGUGGUGGCCGGGGACUUCAACGCCAAAUCUGGCGCGUGGGGUUCCCCGGUCACCAAUCAUCGUGGUCGGCUCACCGAGGCCUGGGCGGCGUCGACCGGCGUUCACCUUCUCAAUGAAGGCUCGGUGAGCACCUGCGUGCGCCCGCAGGGCGAAUCUAUCAUUGACCUCACAUGGGUCAAUAGCCCUGCGGUGCGCGCGGUGGGGGGUUUGAGGGUGGCGGAGGGGAUCGACACUGGUUCCGACCAUCUCUACAUAGAGGUGAUCCUCUCCGCCAUCUCCCCCGAGGUGCUCCGGCACCGCCGGGAAAGGGAGCGCGGGCGGCCCGGCAGAUAG